UCGUUGAUUUGUUUUUUGUAGGCAGUUGUUCUUUGUCAAGUUGAAAAAGCGAAGGAAGACAUGCUAACUCAGCUUUAUAGCUCCAUCAGUUCUCAAAGCAAUGCAAAGAUCGGAGAGCUGCUAAUGGAAGAUCAGAAUGUUAAGCGCAAGAGGGAACGCUAUCAGAAACAGUCCGCUCUCUUGUCAAAACUCACACGCCAGCUAGGUAUCCAUGACAAUCGAGCCUCUGCUGCCUCUAGCUGGUCCAAUGGUAACAGUGGAGCAGAGAGCAGCCCGAGAACUACAGGUGCAGCAUCAGGAGAUGACUGGAAAUCAGCCUUUGACGCUGCAGCAAAUGGAGACCAUGGUUCAUUUGGGAGAUCAAACUCCAAUGGUCACAGCAGGCGCUACAGUGAUCCUGCCCAAAAUGGUGACUCAAACUCCGGAUCAAACUCUGCUAGUCGGCGUACGCCAAACCGGUUGCCACCCCCACCGCCUGGUUCUUCAGGAUAUAGAUACUAGGAUAACUCACCAUUUGUUGACAGUUGAUCGUAUAUUAUAUUUUUGUACCCCAUUGUUCUAGGUGGAAAGUAUGG
This is a messenger RNA of Papaver somniferum (opium poppy), 575 nucleotides long. RefSeq names its product dynamin-2A-like. NCBI's taxonomy places the organism in Eukaryota, Viridiplantae, Streptophyta, Magnoliopsida, Ranunculales, Papaveraceae. The transcript is spliced from 3 exons. The coding region runs from base 61 to 501 and encodes 146 amino acids. The record is from RefSeq and is a predicted model, not a curated record.